Alternaria postmessia is the source of this 513-nucleotide messenger RNA. RefSeq lists its product as uncharacterized. The record is from RefSeq and is a predicted model, not a curated record. The transcript has 2 exons. Lineage: Eukaryota; Fungi; Ascomycota; Dothideomycetes; Pleosporales; Pleosporaceae. Bases 1 to 513 code for a protein of 170 amino acids.
AUGCUUGUGUCCGCAACACGAUACCGGCCCAAUGUCUGGAUACAAGCGCCUCUCUACUUCCUGAUGGCAACAGGCGAGGUGUUCGCUAUGACGACAGCCAUGGAGUAUGCAGAGAAGCACGCACCAAAGGAGAUGAAGGUCUUUGUGCAGGCUAUCAACAUGCUCAUCACGGGUAUAGGCUCGGCCAUCGCUCUGGUCAUCGCCGAGGCAGCUCGCGAUCCUUACCUUACCUCGUUCUACGGCAGUCUUACAGGUGCUAUGGCCCUCACAACCAUCGUGUUUUACGUUAUGUUCCGGAAUAAGGAUAAAGAUGAUACCAGAGCAGAUAUAGAGGAGGGCAGCAGAGGAAUGGCGCUACCACCACCAGACUCACCGUUGGGAUCACGCCAACUCGAUACGAUUGUGACAAGUGGAUCUACGGAUACAGACAAGGGCAUGGAGUUGACGCCAAUUACAUCCUCACGGACAAUACAUAUCGAGCGAAAUACCACAGCUGUAGCUGGAUCAUGUUAG